Molecule: messenger RNA, 748 nt
Organism: Cucurbita pepo subsp. pepo (vegetable marrow)
Lineage: Eukaryota; Viridiplantae; Streptophyta; Magnoliopsida; Cucurbitales; Cucurbitaceae
Source: RefSeq, a predicted model, not a curated record
UCUCUCUCCCUCUCUCUAACCAGUGGUUUCAGGUUGGAGUAUCCUGGACUCGACACGACAGACAGACAUACUUGCCUCAUCCAAAUUCCCAAUCUUUCAUAGACUGGUUGGGAAGGCAAUUCUCGCGGCAAAUGAGUCGAGGGAAUGAAUUCUCCGACGACGGAAUAGAGGGUGUAACCGCCGUAGCAGCAGCCGCCUUUGCCAUUCUUUCUGCUGAAGAAUCGAGACCCAGAAAGAAGGUCGAUCAUCCUGAAACGUCGUCGUUCCAGAAGACAAAGAACGUCAAGGAGGACAAUCGUACACCCCCUCCACGUCCGGCGCCGGAACCUGAUAAGAUUCCCCAGCCGUUCUCAGUAAACUCCGAACAACAAAAACAGAGACCAAUAGAAAACAGAACCGAUCCUUCUCCGGCCGCCAUCAACCACAUCUCCGGCGGCGGAAGAACAGAACCAGAGAGAGCAGUAGAAGUCCCUGGGAAGCCACAAACCCUGCCUUCUGAAACGAAAGCAGAUCUGUGGGAAAAGGCAGAGCUGGGUAAAAUCCAAGAAAGAUACCAGAAGGUGGACGAAAGAAUUUGUUACUGGGAAAGCAAGAAGAAGGACAAAGCCAUGCGCAAAUUUGAAGCAUCACAGGCUGAGGGAAUGAAGAAGAGUAAGAGGAUAAAGGGAAGAAGAAAGCUGGAGGAAGACAUGGAGUAAAUAAAGAAAAUAGGAGGAGAAGCAAGAACCAAAGCAGAGCGGAAGAAGAA